GCCAAGGAGCUGCCUAUGACUUCGGAGGGGCUGUUCAAAUAAAAAUCAUCUUAGGCAUUAGUACCUUUACCAUAUGACAUGCAGGGAAAGAAGACGUCCCAAGAGACAGUAACUAUGUCCUCUGAACUGCAAGCUUAUCCGAAGGGGACCCCAACAGCCCCUAAAUCACCCGUGGGACUUCUUAGGAAGAGGGGUCAACAAGCAGUCCCCAAGAUGCAACCUGCUAUGAUGAUGUUCUCCAGCAAAUACUGGGCUCGCCGAGGACUAUCUUUGGAUUCAGCAAUGUUUGACCAGCAACACCUUGGAGCCUCCAUGCUCCGCGGGACAUCCUUUAAUCGGAUAGAAGAAAAACCUGACAAAGAGGAACAUAAAUCCACUCAUGACCUUGGGAAACUAUCAGUGAUUUUUUCUCUGAAGAAUGAAGUGGGCUGUCUGGUGAAAGCCUUGAGGCUCUUUCAGGAAAAGCAUGUGAAUUUGGCCCACAUUGAGUCUCGUCGAUCCAAGAGAGUUUCCAAUGAGGUGGAGAUAUAUGCAGAGUGCAGUUGCACAAAGAAGGAGUUUAAUGAGAUGGUGCAGUACCUGAAAGAUCAUGUCAACGUUAUCUCAUAUGACACGCCUCAACAUGUGUGGUCAGAAGAGACUGACUGUUUGGACUGUGUGUGUGUUUUGGGUGGGUUGCCAAGUGGAGAAGGAAUACCUUGGUUUCCCCAGAAGAUCUCUGAGCUGGACCAAUGCUCUCACAGAGUGCUAAUGUAUGGUUCUGAACUGGAUGCUGACCAUCCGGGAUUUAAAGACAAGGUGUAUCGGCAGAGAAGGAAGUACUUUGUGGAGGUUGCAAUGAACUACAAAUUUGGGCAGCCAAUCCCACGGAUAGAGUACACACCAGAGGAGGUAAAGACUUGGGGAGUGGUUUUCAGAGAGCUGACCAAACUUUAUCCAACCCAUGCCUGCUGCGAGUAUUUGAAAAACCUCCCUCUUCUCACAAAGCAUUGCGGGUACAGAGAGGACAACAUCCCACAGCUGGAAGAUGUAUCUCUAUUCUUACGAGAGAGGUCCGGAUUUACCGUACGACCUGUAGCGGGGUAUCUUUCACCACGAGACUUCCUAGCUGGUCUGGCGUAUCGAGUGUUUAAUUGCACUCAGUAUAUACGUCAUAGCACAGACCCACUCUACACACCAGAACCCGACACCUGCCAUGAACUACUGGGUCAUGUACCGCUCCUGGCAGAUCCCAAGUUUGCUCAGUUUUCACAGGAGAUUGGCCUUGCCUCUCUUGGUGCUUCAGAUGAGGACGUGCAAAAGCUGGCAACAUGCUAUUUCUUCACAAUUGAGUUUGGCCUGUGCAAACAGGAUGGUCAGUUGAGAGCCUAUGGAGCAGGUCUACUGUCUUCUAUUGGAGAGUUAAGGCAUGCACUAUCUGACAAAGCAACUGUCAAGAUGUUUGAUCCCAGAACCACAUGCUACCAGGAGUGCCUCAUUACAACAUUUCAAGAUGUUUAUUUUGUCUCUGAGAGUUUUGAAGAGGCAAAAGAGAAAAUGAGGGAAUUUGCUAAAACAAUAAAGAGGCCUUUUUCUGUCUACUACAACCCGUACACUCAGAGCAUUGAUUUACUGAAGGACACCAGGAGCAUUGAGAAUGUGGUGCAAGAUCUACGCAGUGACCUAACCACUGUCUGUGACGCCCUGGGAAAAAUGAACACGUACCUUGGGAUCUAGAGCCAAAGUUAACAAUGAAUACAUGGCUUAACUGCAGAUGAAUUAUGAAUGCAAAUGCAACUUUGUGUUUUACAUUAGAAAUAUAAUUGAAUUCAAAUUACAUAAACUAAAUACUGUAACAGUUUCAAGCUGUAUCAUAUCAAUAUCAAGUUCAUUAGACUUGCCUUGUUAUCAGGAUGUACACUAAUUAAAGGUGUUAACAUGGCACAGUACUGAAAUACUGCAAACAUAUUCAUCAUAUUACAUACAUAAUCAACAUUAUAUUGUAAUAAAACACAAUGUGACUAACUCACAUUUUUCACCAGGAUACCAAGGAAAACAGGAUUUAACUUUGUUCAAGUCAUCGCUAGUUAUCAAAUAUUGCCUCUUUGUGCCUCUGAUAAUUGUAAUGUGCUCAUUAAAGAAUUAUAACGGAUUAUUAACAUGUUUAGGUGUUUUAUUUUAACUACAUAUUGCAGUGUGCAGCACGUGAUGCUAGCUUAUAUAUAUACUCAACAACACAAAUCAAUGUAUAUAUCACUAAGUACUGCUCUGAUUUCAAUGCCAUACUGUUUACGUAAGAGUUGGUUUGUGGUAUUUGCAUUAUUUGUU
Molecule: messenger RNA, 2307 nt
Organism: Myxocyprinus asiaticus (Chinese sucker)
Lineage: Eukaryota; Metazoa; Chordata; Actinopteri; Cypriniformes; Catostomidae
Product: tryptophan 5-hydroxylase 2-like
Exons: 11
Coding region: 79-1716 (545 amino acids)
Biological process (GO): aromatic amino acid metabolic process; serotonin biosynthetic process
Cellular component (GO): neuron projection
Molecular function (GO): tryptophan 5-monooxygenase activity; iron ion binding
Source: RefSeq, a predicted model, not a curated record